AUGAAAUACAAGGGCUUAGUAGACCCAAAAAACAAGCCGUUCGGCAACCUGCUACCUUUCGAGGUGCACGUAAUCAUUAUGUUCUGGACCCAAUGUUUCACGACAAAUGACAGAAGGACAAAAAUGAAUGAAGAAUUAACCCGCCUUCCCUGUUGCCUUCGCAAAUCUAUUCGAAUGUCCGUUGCAUUUUCGUUUUUAAGCGGCUACAAACGUUUUUCUUCUGCUAUGGAAAACAAACCUUAUUCUCGCUUUUACGGUUGUCCUCACUGUUUCAGAAGGAACACACAACAAGUGUCGGUAAGUGUGUUCAUCAAUUUCAUGCUUACCACUAAGAUUUUUUCUUUUUGUUGUAGAUUGAUAUGAUUGUGGCUAUGUGAAACGAAGAUAAACUAUAUGAUGCAACAUUUUUUUUCAUGCUUACCACUAAGAUUGUUUCUCUUUCUUGUAGCUUGAUAUGAUUGUCGCUAUGGGAAACGAAGAU
Porites evermanni is the source of this 481-nucleotide messenger RNA. The record is from the annotation of a GenBank genome assembly. Lineage: Eukaryota; Metazoa; Cnidaria; Anthozoa; Scleractinia; Poritidae.